This is a messenger RNA of Zingiber officinale, 1548 nucleotides long. Its product is annotated as F-box protein At4g00755-like. The record is from RefSeq and is a predicted model, not a curated record. The transcript has 5 exons. The coding region runs from base 212 to 1333 and encodes 373 amino acids. NCBI's taxonomy places the organism in Eukaryota, Viridiplantae, Streptophyta, Magnoliopsida, Zingiberales, Zingiberaceae. Gene Ontology annotation, molecular function: protein binding.
UUGUUGCCUCUGCGUUCUUCUCCGCCAGUCUCUCUCCUUCUCUUUCUCUUUGGAAUCCAUUUCCUCGUCUCUCGCUCUAGGGUUUCGCUUCCCUGUCCUCGAUCGCCUCCGCGGCCUCCCUGCGGAUAAGAUUCUGACUUUCUUCCCAUUUCCUCACAUAUUUUUGGGUUCCUGUUCGUGGAAAGCCCGGCUGCGCAGUUGGUUUCCGAGGAUGGGUGACCGCUGGGACUUCUUAGAAUGGCUGAGUCCGGACGUCUCCACCUCCGUGCUCACGCGUAUCGACGAUCCAGCGGACCUCGCACGGGUCAGCGCCGUGUCCUGGUCCUGGCGCAUGUUCGUUGUUGCAAAUGGUUUUGGGAAAAGGCUAUGCUUGAGGAAUUAUCCUGAUGUGCCAAGUUUUUCUUGCAUCUUUGAAGUAAGUACUGUGAACAAGACUGCACAAGUUGGCUGUAGUGCUGCUGCAGAAUGGGAAAGCUUGGAGAGAGAACAUCGUGUGUAUCUGUACCUGAGUCAUUGUCUUGGUUCGUCUAAAUGUGAAAGGAAUUGUAUUUCCCAGGCAAUAUGUGCUUCCAGCACUGAUAACUAUCCAGAUGAGAGCAUUGCAAAUACACUAGAACCUAGUGAAAUAGUGGACCGUAGACCUUCUUAUUGGUCGAGUAGUGGGCAGAGAGAUCCUAGUAUAUCAGAGAGUCUAACUUACAAAUUAGUUGCAAACCUCUGCAUUGUUGAUGAGAUAAAGAUUAAGCCAUUCAGAGCAUAUUUUCAGUAUGGUCAUCCCAUAUACUCUGCAAAAGCUGUGCGUAUCCGGAUGGGGUGUUCCACAUCAGGAUCUGGUAUAAGUUGUAGCCCAGAUCAGCAAUUGGCUCUCAUUGAACAAUACCACUGGAGAUACACUUCACCAGAGUUUCCAAUGGCCCAUGAAAAUGUUUUGCAAUCUUUCAAGCUUCCUAAGCCUGUUAUCUGCCUUGGUGGUGUUCUUCAGAUUGAGUUGCUGGGUAGGGUUCAGAAACAAGCAAUGGAUGAUCUCUAUUAUAUUUGCGUCUGCCAUGUCCAAGUUCUUGGUCGUCCACUAUCACCUGUAUUAGAUCUCAAUGUUCAUGACAGUGCGGAUAAUUUAGCUGUGACCUAUUUCCCAGAUGCAAGAAGCUGCACUUUGCCAGUGAGGGUCACAGAAGACGAUGCUAGGGACUCGUCUUCAUGGCAAUCCCUUGCUUCAAGGUUCUGGCACUUGGGAGCUGUCAGACGGAACCAAGUAAUACUUAGUAUGCUGCUAGGACCCAUUCAGUUUUCUGAUGAUGAUGGUGAUGUUGAUGGCGACAAGAACAACAAUUGAUGAUCUGGAAGAGGAGCCUUUUGUCUUCUAAGCAUCCAAGUUUCUCCUUGCGCCGAUCCGUGUAAAGUAACAGGGUUUGUGUCAUAUUCGAAUCAGACCCACCCUCUGAUUCUCUCUAUGGUAUCAUAUGUUUAAUGUUCUUAACUUUUCUUAUGGUAGCUAUUAAGCUUUGUAUACUUCUAGAUCAAACAAUAUGAGCACCUGUUGAUCCCUCA